Striga asiatica is the source of this 942-nucleotide messenger RNA. NCBI's taxonomy places the organism in Eukaryota, Viridiplantae, Streptophyta, Magnoliopsida, Lamiales, Orobanchaceae. The record is from the annotation of a GenBank genome assembly.
AUGCAGUAUGUGCAAACCAUGACCCGGACCACCCAUGUACGGCGCGCCACCUUGAUAGGGCCUAACCCCACUUUGUGCCAUCUGCGGCUGGCCGCCAUAACCUCCCUGCAUCCCGGGUUGGCCCACAUAGCCCCCACCACCUUGACCACCAUAAGCAGCAUUAUUCAUCAUGUGUGGCCCUCCCUGCAGAUUUCCACCAGCACCAAUUCCUCCCAGCAAAUUCCCAAUACCCAAUCCAGCCCCCUGAGUGGCCAACAGAGCUGCCACAGCCUGCCCAAUAGCCGCAGGCGCCACCGCAGGAUUAUAACCCACCUGGCCUGGGUUGGGCGCCAUCAUGUGACCACCAACGGGCCUCACGCCCUCACUACUUCCAGAAGAGUAUCUCCCCUUCUUGGCCGGGUGGCGGUAGUUCCCUUGGUUCCCCUGCUGACGUGGCGGCUGGCUCUGCUGCGGGCUGAAAAAGCCCUUGGAGUGCUUAGGCCCAUCCACGGCCUUCUGGCAGUGGAGAGUGUGGCCCUCGAAAACAGAACCCUCGCGGUUUCCCAGUCUGCUUGUCCAAGCCCAGUGGACCUUCCUCAAUCUCGCCAUAUGUUGAGAAGAACGCAAGGAGCUUGUUCGGGUCGAUCUCAGGGGCCACGUUGCUCACGUAUAUCUUCCUCCUUGUGUAUUCCGAUUCGUACGGAGCAGGGACAGAAGCAGCCACUGCAGGGGUUGGAGCACGGACGGGCCCAGCAGAGGCCAGCUGGCACGACGCCAUUCGGCCCUCUAUCAGUUUCUGUGGCUCCUUCAGAGCCCUCCGGGCCCCCUUGCGUCCUCGAUUUCACCGUAUUUGCUGAACGAGGUUGUGAUGGUCUCGUCACUGGCUUCCCAGCCGAGCCCGUGGAGAAAGAUCUUGCGGUGGGAGGGGUCGGAGUCGGCCAAUUUAUGAACGAUCUCGACUAG